GCCGCAAUUCGAGCGGGUCCCCUAGUAGUUCGUUCACUUCUUUCCAUCUGUCAUUUGGCUGUGACCGACGGGAACUUAUCUCGCCCUUCGAUUGCGGCUCGGUUUUUACUCAGCCCAGCGAAGGAUGGAGGGAGACCACAAGCAAAUCCAGACCAACGACGUCCCCACGGCCUCGCUGUCCCAGGAGCAUGUCGUGAGUGAGAAGGCAAGGCAGGUCCAGGAGAGCCAUGCGCCCUCUCUGCCCGCCGAGCUGGGACCUGGUUUCGUCGACAUAAGUGGCGAUGUGGGUGGUACCGGCCAUAACGAGACGUCUGUUGAUAUCAUUGCGGUGCCCUGUCCCGGCGCCGACCCUGUCUGGAGUUGGACCUACAGCCACGAGUUCUACAGCGAUGCCAGCAACCCAUCAGAUCUCGGGUCGCACGAUGUCGGAUCCCGCAGCUCAUUGCGCCGGUGUAGCAGACCGAGCCCCUGGAUUACAAGGGACCUUCGUAUGUCCGCGAGUAUUGCCCGAGUCUUCCUGUACAGACAUCGAGCGUUGCGGGAGGGCAUGACGCUGGAAUCCCUGUCAGAAGACCUGUUGGACCAGGUAGAGCAAGUCCGAAAGGAAGCCGUGGGUCCGUCGCGUCCCCUAUUCUUCAUCGCCCAUAGCAUUGGUGGCUUGGUAGUCAAAAGUGCCUUGGUCAGGGCGACCAAGAUGCCCAGAUACCAGGAGAUUAUAGACAGCUGCCACGGGGUCACAUUCUUUGGCACGCCACACCGAGGUUCAAGUUACAUGUCCACGCCACACCUCAAGGAGAGCAUCCAAGACCUCCUUCACCUCCAUGCGCCUCUUCCUCAGUCCCUGACGCGCCAGGUUCGAGUCAACAACUUCCAGCUUCUCGGCCUCCACGACCUGUUCGUGGACAUGGCAAGCGAACUGCGUCUUUGGUCCUUCUAUGAAACCCAGGAGUCGUUGCUCUCAGGUUCUGCUGCUGGCCUUCCUGGUGACGUCCGGUUCGGGGCCCCUCUGGUGUCCGUCAAGUCUGCGCUCCUGGAUGUCUGGCAAGAAGACGUCUAUGCCGUUGAGAGCGAUCACGCGCACCUCGCCUUGUUUGAGCCCGGCAAUGCGGGCAUCAUGGAGUCCUACCUGGCUGAUUUGUCCGAGGCCAUAAACAAAGCGGCGCAACUCAGCGGCGCCUACACCCACACGCCGCUGCAACUGGGAUCGCACGUCAAGGUUGAAGUCAUCGGUUUCUACGAGGAUCCAGAUGACUCCACGGGAUCAGCUCGGCCGUACAGCACAACACAGGCUCCCGGCGCAGAGACCGGACCCAUUAUCCGCCUCUAUUCCACAACUCACUCUUUCAGGGAUUUUCUGAGGAAAGGGCCGGAGCGUUGCUUAGCGGAACGGCUUCAUGAGAAGCCGAAGCGACGGCCUCAGCUUCGCCACUCCGAACGGGAAACCUUUGCCGAGGAAUCGGGAACGGGGACGGGCGGCCGGAACAUUUCGGCUACCACGGCCCCGUCGUUGCAGAGUAGUAGCACCCCUCAUUCCCCGGAAAUUGUCAUCACGCAACCUUCGGACAGACCGCCGCUUCUAGGGGUACCGCACGCUCACACGGAACCUGUCCGGCCCGGAAGCCCAGAGAGCCUCACGAGCGUCAGCACCACUGCAUCGGAACCAGCACUACUGCUCGGCAGCGGCCUAAGCCCCGACGCGCCGCAUACCUUAGAAUACUUCGCUCAGCAAAAGGCCAAGAUACUGAUAAAGGAGCAUGAGCUCACAGGCACGGCCGCCUUCUGCCGACCGAACCCGUCACUGAGGAAGUUCGUGUGGAUUCACAUGCCGUUCAACAAUCCUGUCUGGGUAAAGGAAAUCUUUGCGACUAUAGCAAAGACCCAAGGACGCGAUUUCUCGCGGAUCUUCGACUACGACAACUGGGUAUCCAAGCAGGUGCAGAACCGCAACUCGGACUCCCAGCCGGCGUACCUGAAAUCCCUCUGCAAGUACCUCUCGGCCGCCGACCGGAUCGCCUCCCCGCGGAUCCUCCCGCCCCUAUCCAUCCCGAGCCCCGUGGGCAUCAUGCCCAACUGUCUCUAUCUGUACAUCCCCUACCUGCACUUCGACACGUACCACAGCAUGAUCCGACGCCGGAAGCUGAUCGCCAAGCGCCGGAGCCACGGGCGAGCGAAGCCGGUGCCGAAGUGGGUGGCGCAGCAGGAUUCGCUCGAGCUGAAGGUGAUCUGGGAGUACAUCGGCUACGACCCGCCGCUGAAUUGCCGGCGCACGCUGGACCAGUUCGGGCACCACUCGCUGAGGGACACCAACUCUCGCGACGACGACCAGAUGCUGUACAAGCUGACCAAGAAGGACGAACCAUCAUCGCGGUGGAGCCGGAUCUCGGAUGACAGUUCCAUCCGGUCGUUUGUUGGAGGCUCAGCACCGUCGGCGAAAGGGGGGUCUGUCUCCAGCAGCCCGGACGACGCAGACGAUGACUCGUUUGGGGUUGAGCCUGGGCCCGAGCUCAAGAACGGCUGUGUUUUGAUGAUCGACCAGCUGUGGCUGUGGUCUAUAGACAUGACGACCCUGACUACUUUCUUCUCCCGGCGGGAGUCGUCCCCUACGGAGGGAACGCUCUUUCAGCAGGCAGACCUUCGUAACAGCGUCUACAACGAGCUCAAUGGCGAUCUCACGGGGAGAACGGAAAACACGCUGGACCUGGCGGCCUUGGUCGUGUGGCACGCCGUGACCGUCCUUCUCGAUCGGUCUUCGCACCCUGACCUCGAGAUAUUCCGCAUCUUUGACGAGGCCAUUGGGAUGCUGGCCGAACGGAUGACGCUGAACAUGAAGCAAUUCCGGAUCCACGCUCUCGACCUGGAGGGUGUUGACGGCGAGGAGGAGCUGGAGGAUUCGGAUGAUCCCGACGACGCCGAGGAUGAAAGCCCGGCUGGCAUUAAGAAACGACACAAACGCGAGAUGGAAAGAUCCGAACGGGAGAAUAGAGAGAACACCUCGGCUCUCCUAGAGCUUCGCGACCUGGAGGACGAGCUCAACACGCUGCAGAAGCUCUUUGACACGCAGGAGUCGACCAUUCGCCAGAUGAAGGAUAUCUACACGAGCGAUACCUUCAGAGACAGCACCAAGAACGGGCAGGAGUACCUGGACGAGGCGCUCGAGUAUCUCGAGGACUACAAGCAGCAGACUGCCGAGAUGCGCAAGAGGGUAGAGACGACGAGGAAUGAUUACGAGAAGAUGCUCGAGAUGGUGCAGCGCCAAGCACAGGUCGACGAGGUCCGCUGGUCCCGCCUGCAAGCGGAGCUGGCAGCGAGCCAGAACCUCUCGGUCAUGAUCUUCACCACCUUCACCGUCAUCUUCCUUCCGCUGACCUUCUUCACCGGCCUGUUCGGCAUGAACACGAUUGAGUGGCAGGAUGAGCGGAUCCCAAGCAUCAAGGAGAUCGGGGCCAUCUCGCUCCCCGCGUCCGUGCUCCUGAUCGUCGUGUCGCUCGUGGCCGCCUUCAGCUACCGCGUGCAGCGCGCCUUCAAGGCCACGUACAAAGGCUUCAAGGGCUCGUGGAAGACGGUCAAGGCUCUCUACGCGCAGCGGUUGGAGCCGGCGUCGCGGAAGGAGGCCAAGAGGAAGCGCAGGGAGGAGAAGAUGAGGCGGCUGAGGGAAGCGCACCGGGCGGAGCGCAACGAUGGCAACUACGACUUCUGGGCCAUGGUCAAGAGGCAGCAGAGGGAGCUGCGCUAUCAGAUACCGGACCAGAACGUCAACAGCUUGGUGUCGGGUGAGGUCCUAGGGAAAAGAAAGUUUGCGUGA
Molecule: messenger RNA, 3802 nt
Organism: Chaetomium strumarium
Lineage: Eukaryota; Fungi; Ascomycota; Sordariomycetes; Sordariales; Chaetomiaceae
Exons: 7
Coding region: 125-3802 (1225 amino acids)
Biological process (GO): metal ion transport; transmembrane transport
Cellular component (GO): membrane
Molecular function (GO): metal ion transmembrane transporter activity
Source: RefSeq, a predicted model, not a curated record